UAACGCAGGCGAAUUUUCAUUCUAAAAAUAAUUUGGGGAUAAACAAACCGGUUCGAUAGUCAUUCUUGUUCUUUUCAAUUAUUCUCAUCAUGGCUAGUAAUCUAGUCCAAGCAAUGAAUAACAUCUCUUUAGAGAACGAGGAAGGAGGAAGAGAGAUUAAUGAUGAUGUUCAUAAUCAACCCUUUAACGCAAAUCUUUUUGUUGUUGGGCGAUUUAUUAACAAGGGACGAGUCAAUUUUGAAGCAAUGCAGCACACUCUAGCCAUUCUAUGGAAGCCAGGAAAGCUUUGGUGAUGUCGAGAUUAAAACAAGGACAGAAUCCUCGUUAUGUUGAUCUCAACACCAUGGAUCUCUGGGUACAGAUUCGUGAUUUAAAGGUCGGAUUUAUGUCGGAAACAGUCCUUAAAGGAAUUGGGAAUUAUGUGGGGAAUUAUGUUCGAUCUUGCCCAUCAAACUUCACGGGUGUUUGGAGAGAAUAUAUGAGGAUCAGGGUCUCAAUUGAUCUGGCAAAACCAUUAAAGAGACGGAUGAAAAUCAAGAUGGCGGGAGAUGCGUGGUUCUGGAUUAAUUUUAAAUAUGAAAAUGUUCCAAGUUUUUGUUUCAUUUGUGGCAUUGUAGGUCAUUCGGAACGAUUUUGUAGUCAGUUGUUUGAAAAAGCGGAGAGUGAAAUAGUUAAACCUUAUGGUGAGUGGAUGAGAGCUCCUCUUCGAAGACAAGUGAAACCAAUAGGAGCCAAAUGGUUACGAAAUGGUGAAAGUGGUAGUAAAUAUGCAGCAGAUUUGCAGAUUCAGAGCAAACGGAACGAAGACGAUGAGAGCAAUCAAGACUCAGAAAAAAUAGGCUUGUAUAAAGAAGUUUUAAUGGACUCGGCUGAUAUUACUGAGACUAAAAUGGCUGAUGAAAAUUCAGGUAACAGUUCGAUUUCAAAAAACGUAUAUGGCGCGAGUACUCAUGGGAGUGCUCGCCUAUCAUUAUGAGUUUAAUAAGUUGGAAUUGCCAUGGGAUUGGGACUCCGUGGCCUUUUCAAUUCCUUAAGGAGAUCACUCCCCAAAAGAGACCCGGUUUUAUUUUCCUGUGUGAAAUUAUUAGUAAGAAAGCUACUGUAGAAAGGUUUCAACGAGCAGUUGGCUUUAAGGGCUGUAGUAGUAGAAUCCCAUGGUCACAAUGGUGGUUUUGCUUUACUCCAGCGUAUAAGGAUGAAGUCCUUUCACGUUCCUACUUGAUUGACAGGAAUUUACGACGAGCCUGACAGAAAUAAAAGGUAUGAAACAUGGCAACUCAUUCGCCAUCUGUCUGUAAAUAAUUCCUUAACUUGGGUGUUAAUAGGUGAUAUGAAUAAUGUCUGCUCGCAAGAAGAUUAGAGAGGUGGUCGUCCAUAUCCUCAAACUCUGAUCAGAGGUUUUCUUGAUGUUCUAUAAGACUGCAAUCUCUCAGACAUGAUGAAUCUUAUUGGCCAGCCAUAUACAUGGGAAAGAGGUGCUGGCAAUGAUUAUUGGAUCGAACUAAGGCUGGAUCGUGCCUUGUCAACAGCUGAUUCUCAAACAUGUUCAAGGAUGCUACUCUCACAAAUUUGGAAGUCCCCACGUCAGACCAUUGCCCUUUGUUUCUGGAGUUUUAUAAAGCUCAACAGAUAGUCAAAACUCGAAUCUUUUGCUUUGAAAAUGCAUGCCUCCGCGAGCCAAUGUACCAACAGCUAGUGGCGGAUGUUUGGGAUAGAAAUCAAGGAAGAUCUUUUUUUGACAAAAUCACUGAAUGUACUCAAAUCUUAUCCGAAUGGGGCCAAGAAAUCACAGGUAGCUUCAAACGUCGAAUCCAAGCAUACAAAAGAGUGAUUAAAGCUCUAAAAGGUCGAAGAGAUGACUUCUCAGUUAAAGUAGUAAAGGAGAAUCAGAAGCAGCUUGCUGAGGUUUACCUCAACAGGAAAUUUUUUGGAAACAACGGUCCAAACAGUUGUGGUUAAAAAAGGGGACCAAAACACCAAAUUCUUUCAUGCAGCGGCUAAGAAUAGAAGGACUAUAAACCAGAUCAAAAAUCUCAAGAAUAAAGAUGGCAUUACAGUUGAUUGGAAUUCGGGUUUAGAAGAUGUGAUAGUGAGCUUUUUCACAGAAUUGUUUAAGGCGUCAGAUACUGAAUGGAGCUUAAUUACAUAUACUGAAUGAGUUAUGGCCUAUUUUCUAUGUCGUCUGUAACUGUAGUAUGUACUCAGAUCGUUCCAUUAAUAUAUAUUCCCUUUUGGCCGAUCAAAAAUAAAA
Daucus carota subsp. sativus is the source of this 2251-nucleotide messenger RNA. RefSeq lists its product as uncharacterized. The record is from RefSeq and is a predicted model, not a curated record. Bases 269 to 976 code for a protein of 235 amino acids. NCBI's taxonomy places the organism in Eukaryota, Viridiplantae, Streptophyta, Magnoliopsida, Apiales, Apiaceae. The transcript is spliced from 2 exons.